This is a messenger RNA of Exophiala dermatitidis NIH/UT8656, 3753 nucleotides long. RefSeq names its product DNA mismatch repair protein MSH6. The transcript has 3 exons. Gene Ontology annotation, molecular function: ATP-dependent DNA damage sensor activity; ATP binding; mismatched DNA binding. Gene Ontology annotation, cellular component: MutSalpha complex; nucleus. Gene Ontology annotation, biological process: mismatch repair. Lineage: Eukaryota; Fungi; Ascomycota; Eurotiomycetes; Chaetothyriales; Herpotrichiellaceae. The record is from RefSeq and is a predicted model, not a curated record. Bases 1 to 3753 code for a protein of 1250 amino acids.
AUGGCCAAGAAGACUUCGACUCCCGCCGCCUCCACACCUUCAUUGAAGAAAUCGUCCUCAUCCGGCGGGCAACGCACUCUUCUAGGCUUCUUUCAGAAAACACCGUCGUCCACUGGUUCUCCUGGGGGCCUCCCCGCCCGGACAGCGACGACCUCAACACCUGCUCCUGUAAAGCUUCCAGCAAAGUCUGGUGGAACGACCUCGUCAGGGUCUUCCUUGACUCCCGUCCCCAGCAGCGAUGCGGCCGAGCCAGAAGUUGACACCGAGGAUGAUCGACUCAAGGCAAGUCUGCCUGCUGCUGCCAAAGGUCUGCUGUCGCCAGUCUCAACUGACGAGGGGCAGACUAAUGGAGUAGAAGAGCUGACUGCCCGGGGGACGCCUUCGCGAAGGGCGAAGAAGAAGGCCGUGAGAUACAUCGAGUCAGAUAGCGAGGGCACCGACAACGAUGACGACGUAUUCAAACCUACACCUGUAGGUCGCUCUAGACGGACAAAGCGCCGGCGCCUGUCGGAUAGUGCCGAGGAGGAUCUCUACGAGCAGGAGAAUGAUGCCGCGGAACAAGAGGAUGAUGAUAUGGACGAUUUCAUUGCCCCGGACGAUUCGGAAGACGACAUUCCCCGGCCCUCGAAGCGUAAACGACCGUCUCAACCGGCAUCCCGAAAAGUCUCGUCGCAUUUUACUCCCACGGCUGACAACGUGGACAUUGACAUGGACUUGGAGGCUGCUGAAGGCUCGUCAACCGCUCAACAAUGGGCGUAUGAUCCUGCAAAUCCGCAGCCUCUGCAGGCGCGAUCCUCCAAUAUCCCCUCCAGGAAACCGGGCGGCCAGGAUGGCAAGAAACAAAAGGCACACAUGACGGAGCCGGAACAACGACACGCAUGGCUAGAGGACAUUCGGGACAUUGACCGCAAUCCACCCGGUCAUCCAGAUUACGAUCCUCGGACAUUAUACAUUCCCCCAAUGGCAUGGACCAAGUUUUCUCCUUUCGAAAAGCAAUACUGGGAGAUCAAGCAAAAGCUCUGGGACACGAUCGUUUUCUUCAAGAAAGGGAAAUUCUAUGAGUUGUACGAGAACGACGCGACCAUUGGUCAUCAGCUGUUUGAUCUCAAGUUGACAGACCGCGUCAACAUGCGGAUGGUGGGCGUCCCAGAGUCGAGCCUGGAGAUGUGGGCCAACCAGUUCGUGGCAAAGGGCUUCAAAGUCGCACGUGUUGACCAGCAAGAGACCGCUCUGGGCAAGAACAUGCGCGAGAGAGAUGAAAAAUCCAACAUGAAGAAGGGUAAGGAGGACAAGGUCAUCAGGAGAGAGCUUGCGUGUGUUCUCACCGCGGGGACUCUGGUCGAUGGAACCAUGCUACAAGAUGACAUGUCCACGUACUGCGUGGCCAUCAAGGAGUCGGAAAUCGACAAUAUGCCAGCGUUCGGGGUGGCCUUUGUCGAUACGGCUACGGGACAGUUCCACAUUUCACAGUUCGUCGACGACUCCGACCUGACGAGAUUUGAAACUUUCGUCGCACAAACGCGACCUCAGGAGAUUCUCCUCGAAAAGGGCGAAGUCUCCAUGAAGACGUUGCGGAUUCUGAAGAACAACACAGGCCCAACAACAAUCUGGAACUACUUGAAGCCGGGCAAGGAGUUCUGGGAGGGGCAUAUCACCGCAAAGGAGAUCGAAGCGAGCGAUUACUUUCCCAUGGACUGGCCCGAGGUCCUUCAACAGGCUCGUGAAAAGGAUCUCCUCAUGUCCGCGUUGGGUGCUCUGAUUUGUUAUCUAAGAACACUGAACAUCGAGCGCGAGUUGGUCACUUUGGGCAACUUUACGUGGUACGACCCGAUCCGGAAGGCCACCAGCCUUGUCCUAGACGGGCAGACCCUGAUCAAUCUGGAAGUGUUUGCCAAUUCGUAUGACGGAGGUAUCGAGGGAACACUUUUCCAGCUGCUCAACCGUUGCAUCACUCCUUUCGGCAAACGCAUGUUCAAACAAUGGGUUUGUCAUCCGUUGAUGGACACGAAGAAGAUCAAUGCUCGUCUCGAUGCGGUCGAUUCUCUCAACCGAGACACCAAAGUCCGCGAUCGGUUCACCUCGCAGAUGACCAAGCUGCCGGACCUGGAACGACUGAUCUCUCGGGUCCAUGCCGGGUCGUGCAAGGUGCAGGACUUUGUCAAGGUGCUUGAAGGCUUCGAACAGAUUGACCACACCAUGUCUCUGCUCCGUGAUGGGGACGCUGGAUCGAACUUGGACAGCGAGAGCGUCAUUGGCCAACUCAUCACCGCUAUGCCUGAUCUCCAGCCACAUCUUAAGUACUGGAUGGACGCCUUUGACCGCACCAAGGCCAAAGAGACCGGGAUCUUGGAGCCGGAACGCGGAAUCGAAGAGGAUUUUGACAAUUCGAAGGACACCAUAGACGCCAUUCAGGACGAGUUCAAUGUGCUCCUCCACAAAUGGCGCAAGGAGUUUGGGUCUAGUGGUAUCUGCUACCGCGACAGUGGCAAAGAAAUCAUGCAACUGGAAGUCCCUCUCAAGGUCAAGGGCAUCCCCAAGAACUGGGACCAAAUGUCUGCGACGAAGCAGGUCAAAAGAUAUUAUUUCCCUGAGCUGAGAUCCCUGGUUCGCAAGCUGCAGGAGGCUCAAGAAACGCACUCACAGAUUGUCAAGGAGGUCGCGGGCCGGUUCUUCGCGCGCUUCGACGAGAAGUACGAGAUCUGGCUGGCUGCGAUCCGCAUCAUCGCGCAGCUCGACUGCCUGAUCUCGCUGGCCAAGGCAAGCAGCAGUCUCGGCUACCCCAGUUGUCGGCCCGAGUUCAUCGACGAUGACCAGGAUGCGGCUUCCACUAGAUUGGGCCCAAGUCGCUCGACGCUCGAGCUGGUUGAGCUCCGUCACCCAUGUCUGCUUGCCAAAGUGGACGACUUCAUCCCCAACGACGUUGUCCUUGGUGGCACAGGCGCGAAUCUCAGCUUGCUGACGGGCGCCAACGCCGCGGGUAAAUCAACGGUGCUGCGCAUGACCUGCAUCGCCGUCAUCAUGGCCCAGAUUGGAUGUUACCUACCAUGUCUUUCGGCACGCCUCACGCCAUUUGACCGGAUCAUGUCGCGCUUGGGAGCCCAGGAUCAUAUCUUUGCGGCGCAAUCGACCUUUUUCGUCGAGCUCGCCGAGACCAAGAAGAUCUUGAGCGAAGCCACCCCCCGCAGCCUGGUGAUUCUGGACGAGCUGGGCCGAGGAACCUCGUCGCACGACGGCGUCGCGGUCGCCCAGGCCGUGCUGCACCACUUGGCCUCGCAUGUCGGAUGUCUCGGGUUCUUCGCGACGCAUUACCACUCCCUGUCGGCCGAGUUCAAGGGCCACCCGGAGAUCGAGCCGCAGCGCAUGAAGAUCCUGGUCGACGACGAGCAGCGCCGCGUCACAUUCUUGUACAAGCUCGAACGGGGCGUCGCAGAGGGCAGCUUCGGCAUGCACUGCGCCAGCAUGUGCGGCAUUCCAGCGAGGGUGGUUGACCGCGCCCAGGAGGCCGCACGGGAAUGGGAGUACACGAGUCUGAUGGCUAGAAAGUUGAAGGCUGGGGCCAACAACAAAAGUAACGGCCAAGACAGCGGCAAUGAUGGCAGCGACAGUAACGGGAGGAGCAAUUUGCCCGUGCCCCUGGGCAUCCUGAGCGAUGUGGCUUGGAUCCUCAAAGAGGACAGCAAGUCUGCCACGGGUGAGGACGUGGUGACGGAGCGCAGCAUCGAUACUCUGGCCAGAUAUAUCGAAGCCUUGUAG